Bathycoccus prasinos is the source of this 951-nucleotide messenger RNA. RefSeq lists its product with no specific name. The transcript has a single exon. The record is from RefSeq and is a predicted model, not a curated record. Lineage: Eukaryota; Viridiplantae; Chlorophyta; Mamiellophyceae; Mamiellales; Bathycoccaceae. The coding region runs from base 1 to 951 and encodes 316 amino acids.
AUGUCUCAAUCGUUUUACGCGCGGGACAAGUUCCAAGCGUCAAAGUUCUGGGUGGAAAAGUACGAGCAAGAAGCCUCGAAGAACUGGGACCGGUUUUACAAGACGCACAAGGGGAACUUCUUCAACGACCGCGAGUGGUUUUACCGCGAGUUCCCGGAAUGUUUUCGUAAACCAGAAUGGAGAGAGACGGAGGAACCGAUGCCGGAACACAUCGAAGUGGACGAGUUUGACACGACGACGGCAGAGCCGAGCGAAGUUAUGAAAAGCACGACGAAAGAUGAAGUGGAAGUGAAACCGUUGCCGGAGGAAAACAGGGUCUAUUUAGAGCUCGGAUGUGGCGUCGGGAAUUCGGCGUUUCCGAUUAUUAAGAACGACCCGACCGCGGUGGUGUACUGUUGCGAUUAUUCCGCGAACGCGAUCGAGGUUUUGAGGAAACGGAAAGAAGAAACGUUAUCAAAAGAAGACCAGUUAAGGAUACGAGAGUUCGUGUGUGACAUUACCAAGGAAGAUGUGUGCGAGAAAGGAGCCGUGCCUAAAAAUGCGGUGGACGUGUGCACUUGCGUUUUCGUCUUAUCGGCGCUGAGUCCAGAAACGGUCAAAAAUGCCAUCGAAAACAUCGCAAACGCGUUAAAACGUAAUGGCCAAGGUAGAUGUUUAGUCAGAGAUUACGCGGUUGGUGAUUUAGCGGAAGUUCGUUUCGAAAACGCGCGAAGAGACGGACAAAAAUUGGGCGACCAUUUUUACGUCCGGAGCGAUCGAACGCGUUCGAUUUUUUUUAGCAACGAAGGUUUAGUGGAGGAUUUUUGCGGCGGCGGCGGCGGCGAUAACAACGAUAACAAGAAGCACUUCUCUUUGAUUGAGUGCACGAAGUUUGCUCGCAUAAUCAAGAAUAGGAAAGACGAGACGGAAAUGAGGAGAAGAUGGGUGCAAAGUUCUUUCGUGAGAAACUAA